AUGAGUGUCGCGCCGCUGCCGGUGCGCCGUCCAAGUGCACACGAGGGCUCGUCGCUCGAGUCGAGUGCCGCCCCCGGACGCAUUCUCUACAUCAACGACCGGCCGUCGACGCUCGCGGCCAUGGCGCGCUACAACCUCAAGUACCCUGGCAACGUCGUCAAGACGUCCAAGUACUCGGUGCUGACCUUUCUACCCAAGAACCUCUUUGAGCAGUUCCGGCGCGUCGCCAACUUUUACUUCCUCAUCAUCUCGCUCCUCCAGCUCACCACCAAGUUGUCGCCGACCAACCCGUACUCGACUGUCGGGCCUCUCUUGCUGGUGCUUAUCGCCACGAUGAUCAAGGAGGCGAUCGAAGACAAGGCGCGACACGAGGCCGACCGCCAAGUCAACCACGAGCUCACGCUCAUUUACGACGCGCCGGUCGGCUGGCGCAGCAUCACGUGGAUGCAGCUUCAAGUCGGGGACCUCAUCAAGGUCGACAACAACAAGCCCUUUCCCGCCGACCUCGUCCUUCUUGCCUCGAGCGCGGAAGAUGGCCAAGCCCAGGUCGAGACAACGAGCCUCGACGGUGAAAGCAACCUCAAGACGCGCUUUUGCCCGAUGACCAAGGCAGGUCCGUUGCAACCCACAGCGUUUCCGUCCAAUAUGACGGGGGAAAUCCGAUGCGAAGCCCCCAACCGGCGGCUGUACACGUUCGACGGCGUCCUGCAGCUGCGCGCAGCGGGCAACGAGCAGGACAUUUCGCUGACCAUCGACAACGUCGUGCUUCGGGGCAUGAAGCUCUGCAACACCGAGUACAUCAUUGGAGUCGUGGUCGCCGCUGGCGCCGACUCGAAGCUCAUGCUCAACACCAAAGCUACACCCUCCAAGUUUUCCCGCCUCGAUGUGAUUGCCAAUCGAUGUAUCCUGCUCGUCUUUUCCGUGCUCUUCGCCGUGUGCUGCCUCUCGACGGGCCUGAGUUUGAUGUGGAGCCACCAGCGCAUGCGCCUCAACUCGACGACGUACCUCUCGCUCCUCGUGGCCUCGAGCAUCCUCGACGUCAACACCUUUGCGAGCACGUUUGUGACCUACCUCAUUCUGUACAACAACUUGGUGCCGAUCUCACUCUACAUCAGUUUGGAAGUGGUCAAGUGGUACCAAGCCAAGAAGAUGGAAAACGACCCUGAAAUGAUCGAUCCGGUCUCGGGUCGCGCCGUGCUGGCGCGCACGUCCAAUCUCAACGAAGAUGUGGGGCAGAUCAAGUACCUCUUUAGCGACAAGACAGGCACCAUCACAAAGAAUGAGAUGGUGCUCAAGGUCAUUAGCAUCGACAGUGUCAUCUACGACAGCAUUCCCGGGUUGCCACGCCGGAAGCGUUCAAUGAAAAGCGCCGUCGACGCGAGCUUUGUCAAGCGGCCGUCGCAACCCAACGCCGCUGCCGUCCUCGCGCGGUGA
Molecule: messenger RNA, 1434 nt
Organism: Saprolegnia parasitica CBS 223.65
Lineage: Eukaryota; Oomycota; Saprolegniomycetes; Saprolegniales; Saprolegniaceae
Exons: 8
Coding region: 1-1434 (477 amino acids)
Biological process (GO): phospholipid translocation
Cellular component (GO): plasma membrane
Molecular function (GO): ATPase-coupled intramembrane lipid carrier activity; ATP binding; ATP hydrolysis activity
Source: RefSeq, a predicted model, not a curated record